This is a messenger RNA of Lycium ferocissimum, 1429 nucleotides long. RefSeq names its product cyclin-D3-1-like. NCBI's taxonomy places the organism in Eukaryota, Viridiplantae, Streptophyta, Magnoliopsida, Solanales, Solanaceae. Gene Ontology annotation, biological process: regulation of cyclin-dependent protein serine/threonine kinase activity; mitotic cell cycle phase transition. The record is from RefSeq and is a predicted model, not a curated record. The transcript has 4 exons. Gene Ontology annotation, cellular component: cyclin-dependent protein kinase holoenzyme complex; cytoplasm; nucleus. Gene Ontology annotation, molecular function: cyclin-dependent protein serine/threonine kinase regulator activity. The coding region runs from base 213 to 1181 and encodes 322 amino acids.
AUCAAAGACCCAUUAAAAACACAACAUUUCCCUACUAUAUAUCAGUUAUCACUCCCCAAGUCCCCCUCUUUGUUUCCUACUCUCUUCCUCCAACUCUACAAACAGAGAAAAAAGAUGGCUUAAAUGAGCCUAUUCAUCUUCCAAUAACUUCUUUCUUGCACAAAAAAUGAAGUAAUUGAAAAUCCAAACAUCUGUCUUCUUCACAGAAGUAGAUGGCUCACUAUCACUAUCAAAAGCUUCCAUUUUUAUUAGAUUCUUUGUAUUGCAAAGAUGAGAACUUUCAAGUGUUAAAAACCAAGUCAAUUUGUUUGUUAGAACAAGAUUUGAUAUGGGAAAAAGAAGAGUUAAUCUCUUUGUUGUCCAAAGAACAAGAAAAUCAAAUGUAUAAUGUUGUAAUAAACAGCCCAUUUUUGUCUGUAUCUAGAAACGAAGCAGUUGAAUGGAUUCUUGAAGCCAUUGGUUAUCAUAAUUUUUCUGCUCAAACUGCAAUUCUUGCUGUAAACUACCUUGAUAGGUUUCUUUUUAGCUUUCAGUCACAAAUUGAGAAGCCAUGGAUGAAUCAACUUGUUGCUGUUACCUGUCUUUCUUUAGCUGCAAAAGUUGAAGAGACCCAAGUUCCUUUACUUCUAGAUCUCCAAUUGGAGGAAUCAAGAUACUUGUUUGAGCCAAGAACAAUUCAGAGAAUGGAGCUAUUGGUACUUUCUACACUCAAGUGGAAGAUGAAUCCAGUAACCCCAUUUUCAUUUCUUGAUUACUUCUCCAGAAGGCUUGGAUUAAAUAACAACAUUUGUUAUGAACUUCUUAGGAGAUGUGAGAGGGUGCUUCUAGCCACUAUUACUGAUUGUAGAUUUAUGUGUUGUCUUCCUUCUGCUAUGGCUGCUGCCACAAUGUUACAUGUUAUUGAUAUGCUAGAGCCUUGCAUUGGAGGGGAUUACCAGGAACAACUUUUGGGCAUUCUUGGACUAGUCAAGGGAAAUGUGACAGAUUGUUAUAAGCUAAUCCAGGAAGUGGCUGCCAAUAUUGAUUUCAACUCAAACAAACGCAAAUUUGGUGCAUUGCCAGGAAGUCCCAUAGGUGUUAUGGAUGUAUCAUUCAGUUCUGAUAGCUCCAAUGACUUGUGGGUAGUGGAUGCAUCCAUUUCUUAUUCUCCAGAGCCAUCGUCAAAGAAGACUAAAACAUAAACGUUACGAGAAGAAAAAGGGAUAUUGCAUUUGGCACGAGAUGAUAAAGAGAGCUUUUUCCCUUACAUGGCGAAAAAUAGAGUAGACAAUGCAGCUGCUAGUAACCUUACAAUCAGUCAAUGGAUUCUCAAAAUUUUUGUAUGAAUUAGUUUUUCCUAAGGAGACUACGGAUACUCAAUUAGUUGCACAUCUAUUAUGUCCAAUAACACUCUGUUAUUAUUAUAAUUCACAAGUUAAAUUGCUCAUAA